CAAAUUCCCCCCCCCAGCCCCCACCAUGCAGCUCUUCGUGCGUGCCCAGACCCUGCUGACCCUCCAGGUCUCCGAAUCCGAGACCCUCGCCCAGGUCAAGGAGAAGGUGGCGGAGCUGUCGGGGGUGCCCCCCCAGGACCAGGUGCUGCUCUGGGCUGGGAGCCCCCUGGACGAUGGGACGGUGCUGGGGCAGAGCCCCCUCCCCGAAUUGGCCACCCUGGAGCUCUCCACGCGCCUGCUGGGGGGGAAGGUCCACGGAUCCCUCGCCCGCGCCGGCAAAGUGAGGGGUCAGACCCCCAAGGUGAGACCCUCCCUCACCCCACGGGGGUUUGGGGACCCCCCUGGGAUCCCCCUCCUGUCCCGGUGCCCACUGGGGUUCAUCCCAGUGCCCACCAGUGUCCCCCAGUGA
Messenger RNA from Empidonax traillii (willow flycatcher), 409 nucleotides. Its product is annotated as ubiquitin-like protein FUBI. Gene Ontology annotation, biological process: translation. Gene Ontology annotation, molecular function: protein binding; structural constituent of ribosome. The record is from RefSeq and is a predicted model, not a curated record. Gene Ontology annotation, cellular component: ribosome. NCBI's taxonomy places the organism in Eukaryota, Metazoa, Chordata, Aves, Passeriformes, Tyrannidae. The transcript has 3 exons. Bases 26 to 409 code for a protein of 127 amino acids.